AUGGACACAGAGCAAGUACAAAUUGCCUCCGAGGAGGAAGCCGAUCCCAACCCUCUGACAGAUCUCCCCACACAAUAUCUAGAAUUUGCAAAAGUGUUUGGGGAAGAGGAGUUCAAGGUGCUUCCUCCGCAUAGAGAAUACGACAUAGCCAUAGAUCUCCUGCCAGACGCCAAACUCUCCCCUGGUCCCAUUUACGGCAUGACAGACGCAGAAUCCAAAGCCCUGAAGCAACACAUUGAUGAAGAACUAGCAACGGGCAAGAUCCGCCCCAGCACUUCAUUGGCAGGUGCUCCAGUCAUGUUUGUAAAAAAGGCAGAUGGUUCUCUCAGGCUGGUGGUAGAUUACCAAAAACUCAACGACGUAACCCAUAAGAACGUUUACCCCUUACCAAGGCAAGACGAUCUCAUGGCCAAACUAAGGCAUGCAAAGAUGUUCACAAAACUGGAUCUCCGCUGGGGUUACAAUAACGUCCAAAUCAAGGAAGGUGACAAAUGGAAAACCGCCUUCCGCACCAAAUAUGGGUUAUUUGAAUACUUGGUGUCCUAG
This is a messenger RNA of Rhizoctonia solani, 546 nucleotides long. RefSeq names its product Retrotransposable element Tf2 protein. Bases 1 to 546 code for a protein of 181 amino acids. NCBI's taxonomy places the organism in Eukaryota, Fungi, Basidiomycota, Agaricomycetes, Cantharellales, Ceratobasidiaceae. The record is from RefSeq and is a predicted model, not a curated record. The transcript has 2 exons.